Branchiostoma belcheri (Belcher's lancelet) is the source of this 822-nucleotide messenger RNA. RefSeq lists its product as uncharacterized. The record is from RefSeq and is a predicted model, not a curated record. The transcript is spliced from 4 exons. The coding region runs from base 39 to 680 and encodes 213 amino acids. NCBI's taxonomy places the organism in Eukaryota, Metazoa, Chordata, Leptocardii, Amphioxiformes, Branchiostomatidae.
UACCUGACGACACCUAGCCAGUCCUGUCUGCAACAGCCAUGAAGAUCGCCACCGUAGGACUCCUCUGGGCAUGUGUGCUCAUCGCCUUGGUGUACCUAGACGGGGUAUCCGGACGGAGGUUCGGCGGCGGUGGUGGGUUCCGAGGCGGUGGUGGGUACCGGGGCUCGAGCAGCCGGAGCAGCCGGACCGUCCGGACUUACCGAUAUCGGUCGAGCUCGAGUGGCUCGAGUGGCUCGAGUGGCUGGAGUGGCCGGAGAUAUAUCCAGCGCCCCAGACUUGUCCCACCCCUGCUACUGUCAUCAUCCCGACGCCGGCGUAGUACAGCCAGCGGCUUCGAGAGAGAACAGUGUCAGCGCUGUACCACGUCCUACAUCUACCAGAACAGAGGCUACUUCAUGAAAGGGACGUUCGACUCUCCCGGGGCACAUGAGGUCAGUAUCUGCCGCGAGGGGACAGCCGCCUGCAACUGGGGCAAAUGCUCCAUCAACUACCUGUGGGCCAACAACACCAUCACAGCCUUCCCGGACGGGAAAGGCGGGGAGGAUCCUGUUGUGGGCUAUAUAUCAGCUCAAGUCGAGUCUGUGCUCAUCUGCGGCACCUUGCAGCUUGCUCCAAAACUGCAGGUCACCAUACUGGCCGUCGCCAUGGCUACGGUUAUGCAAAUGAUUGGAGGGACAUGAGAAAUAAUCCUUAAGAAGAAUUCGGAGAUUUCAUACCUCCAUGAAAUAUGUAGAUUUCCAUGUACAAAGGUCAGCCACCAGGCCCAUAUUUGACCUUGACCUUUGUGUUCCUACGACCUAGCAACGUACCAAAUAUCAUCAC